Molecule: messenger RNA, 3927 nt
Organism: Amaranthus tricolor (Joseph's coat)
Lineage: Eukaryota; Viridiplantae; Streptophyta; Magnoliopsida; Caryophyllales; Amaranthaceae
Exons: 3
Coding region: 178-480 (100 amino acids)
Source: RefSeq, a predicted model, not a curated record
UUCUUUAUAGUUUGUCCUCUUCUUUCAACAUGCCAUUAUAAAUAAACUAAAGCUAUCCAAACACUCUCGUACCAAAACCAUACUCUUUAUUCCUCCUUUUUCUCCAUCUCUUCGCUUUUAUUUUCUACACUUUAUCUUUACAAAUUAUAAAAGAAAAAAAAAAGAAUUCACAAUAUAAUGGGAUCAAAUAUCAAUAUCAUAGUUGAGAGAAAUCCUUCAGAAGCUCGUUUAUAUGAACUGGGCAUCAAGUCUUGGCCAAAAUGGGGUUGCCCACCAGGAAGAAUAACAUUGAAAUAUGAUGCGACAGAAACGUGUUAUUUUUUGAAAGGAAAAGUGAAAGCAUACCCAAAAGGAUCAACAAAUAAUGAUGGAGUUGAGUUUGGUGCUGGAGAUGUUGUGAUUUUCCCCAAAGGACUUAGUUGCGUAUGGGAUGUUUCUAUUUCAGUCGAUAAAUAUUACAAGUUUGAUCCUCCUUCAUAAUUCAUAAUAAUUAUUAUCUUUUUUUUUUUCUUUCAAGUAUGUUUUAUUUUGAUAAACUACAACUUCGAUUUCCUUCAUAGUUCUUAUAAUUAGUAGGGCUACUACAUUAAUUAAGUACUAUUUUUAUAUGAUUUCCAAGAUUGUUGGAAUAUUGAAAAAUAACAAGUAUUAAUUUUUUUUUUGUGUUUUUAUAACUCGCUCAUUUGAACGAAAUAAUGAGAUUGUCCUUUAAUUUUACAAUUAUUAUAUAGUGUUAUGGAUUAUAAUUGUAUUAAUUAUUAAUAUAGGAAAAUGUUACUUUCUUGAUUUCUUUUUUUUUUUUCCUAUAUAUCACGACUUGGUACUUUUCACGUACCAAUAAAAAUUGAAAGCUUGCAAAUUAAAGGUUUAUUUUCCUCCUUUUUAACUCCACUAAAAUUGAAUAAAUAGAAAAUAAAAAAAAAAUAAGGAUUGGCCUUUACUCCACUAAAAUUGAAUAAUUGAUAGAACGGACGAAGCUAAUACUAUUUUACAUUUUGGUAAAUUGUUCCAUAAAUUUUUUAUCGAUGGAUGGAUAAAGAUAGAGUCUGCAAGAAUUUUAUUCAUAAGAAGGAAUCAGAAUAAUCUAUGUGAAUCUUUAAGGUGUUGUAUCAAUUUCCGAUGGCCUUCUAACAUAACUGGUAGACGUAUAAUCUUACCAUCUACAUAUCCCGGGAGUUUGCGGUUUAUGACUGAAAUAUAUCAGGAUUUUAUGGGUAUAUGCGAGACAUAUGGGUAUCCAGAUGUAUCUAUUACAUUUACGUGUAAUUUAAAGUGGCCUGAGAUUACCCGUUUUGUCAAUUCUAGAGGUUUGCGUUUAGAAGAUCGGCCAGAUAUACGGUCUCGAGUUUUUAAAAUGAAGUUGGACAAUAUGGUUAAGGAUCUGAAGAGAGAAAAUUUGUUUGGAAGAGUACUUACAUUGGUAUAUAGUAUUGAAUUCCAAAAAGGAGAACUUCCACAUGCACAUAUAGUACUGUUCUUGCACCGCGAUGAUAAGAUUUCUAAUCCAGUUGAUAUCGACAAAUUUAUCUCCGUCGAGAUGCUUGACAAGGAGGAGAACCCUCAUUGUAUGCAUUGGUGACAGAUUUAAUAAUACAUGACUCAUGCGGAUCGUUAAACCCAAAAUCAUCUUGCAUGCGUGAUGGAAUGUGUUCAAAACACAUUCCUAAAAGGUUUAAUGAAGAACCAUUUGUCGAUAGAGAUGGUUAUCACUGUUACUAGAGGUUAGAUAAUGUUGUAACUAUAAUCAAGAGUGGUAUUGAAGUGGACAACAGAUAUGUUGUCCCGUACAAUCCAUCUUUACUUUUGAAAUACAAUGCACAUAUAAAUAUCGAAUGGUGUAACCAAUCUCGCACAAUCUAAUAUCUCUUCAAGUACAUCAACAACGGACAAGACAAAACUACAGCAGGUUUAUCUAGAGCACGGAGAGAAAAUGAAGGCGAUGAAGGCGUUGAUGAAAGUCAUGAAUACUAUAAUUGUAGAUAUGUGUCCGCAAGUAAAGCUUCUUGGUGCAUCUUAGGAUUUGAGAUUCAUCAUCGGACUCCAUCAGUGGAGAGGCUUAGUUUUCACUUGCCAGGUGAACAUACUGUUAUGUUCAAUGAUGAUGACACAAUUGAUGAUGUAAUGUCAAGGCCGUUGAAUGAGAGAUCAAUGUUCAUGGCUUAGAUGGAGUGUAACAAACAAUACGAUGAUGCUCAAAAUCUUCUAUAUAGUGAAUUCCCAGGAAGUUACGUAUGGCAGAGAAAAGAAAAAGUAAGGACUUCGUGUAAAAGAGGAUUCUGAAUAGGAAGAUUGUAUGAUGUUGCACCAGGUUGCGAUGAACGUUAUUAUCUGAGAACACUUCUUAACUUUGUCAAGGGCCUGACAUCAUAUGAAGAUAUUAGAACUUUUGAUGGCAUUAUUCAUCCUACAUUUAAGGAUGCUUGCUAUUCCAUGGGCCUGCUUGAUGACGAUAAGGAAUACAUUGAUGGAAUCACCUAAGCAACUUUUUGGUGAUCGACAAUCUAUUUGAGGAACAUAUUUACAAUGUCGUUGAUGUCCUGUAGUGUAUCAAGGCCAGAAUAUGUGUGGGAUAACACAAGGAAUUUGUUGUCUGAAGAUGUGUUAAAUAAACAGAGAAGUUCAUUACAAAUGCCAAGUAAUAGAUAUUCACCAUCUUUUUAUCAAUAUUAUUUAUUUAAAAUAUAAAAUUGUAUUAUAGAUAAUAUAUCAAAUUUAUACACUUAUAUGAUAGAUUUGAACCUCACAAAUGAUCAAUUGAAGUGUUAUGUCGUAAGUGAUAUUGAGGAUAUUCUGAAAAAGAAUGGAAGCUCUUUAAUGAAUAUAUGUCUUAAGAUGUGUCCAAUAAUAUUUUCGUCAAAGAUGGUCAGAAUAAGCUAAUCUUAGAGGAGCUUAAUUAUGACAAGGAUUCCUUGAAACUUGAAUUGCUUGAAUUACUUCCAAUGAUGACUGAAGAGCACACCUUGAUAUAUGAUGAAAUUACCAGAGCCAUUGAAAGCGGUAAAGGAAGUGAAUUUUUUCUGUAUGGACAGGGUGGAACUGGUAAGACAUUUAUGUGGAGGAUAUUAUGUGCAUGUUUAAGAUCAAAAGGUGAAAUUGUUCUUCCUGUUGCAUCAAGUGGCAUAGCAUCUUUGUUAUUACCAAAGGGGAGGACUGAACAUUCAAGAUUUGGAAUACCUCUUACUAAAACUGAAGAUUCAUUGUGUAGAGGCAUAGAACCUAACAGUCAAUCGGAAGGCCUACUUAAAAGAACCAAACCUAUAAAUUGGGAUGAAGCUCCAAUGACUCACAAGCAUUGUUUUGAAAACUUAGACGGGAGUUUGCGCGAUGCCAUUCGUUGUCCCAACGGUAAUCCCUUUGACUUAAGCUUUAGAGCAAGGUUAUUGUGUUUGGUGGUUAUUUUAGGCAAGUUUUGCCGAUUAUCUCAAAGGGUAUAAGACAUGAUAUUGUCUUCGUGGCACUUAAGUUUCAAAGGUUUGGAAUGACUGCAAGGUAUUACGUCUUACAAAGGACAUGAGAUUGCGACCAGGAUUGGCCAAUGUUAAUGAGCUACAAGAUUUUGCAGAAUGGAUUCUCAAAUUUGGGGAUGGAAAGCUUGCAGGACCCAACGAUGGAGAGGCUAUUAUCGACAUACCUGAAGAUCUAUUGAUAAAGGAUGCAUAUGAUCCAAUGAAUGCAAUUGUCGAUUCAACUUAUCCUGGAAUUCGUGAGGGAUCAAUUGAUAGUUCAUACUUUUAUGAUAGGGCAAUACUAGCACCAACAAAUGAAAUUGUUGAUAAAGUCAACGAACAUGUAUUAUGACUUUUUUCAGGAGAAGAGAGGUUCUACUUGAGUUCAGAUUCAAUUUCAAAAUCUAACAGUAACUAUGGUAACAACAACGAUGCAUUUUCAAUUGAGUUUCUCAACUCAAUACGUGCAUCUGAAGUUCCU